AUGAUGGAGACGUCGCUGAUGGAGGCGGUGCUGAGCGGCGGCACCGGGGAGUCGAUCCUGACAUCGAUGAAGUUUGCGGUGCUUCCGAUCGCCAAGGUGUUCACAUUGUGCUUCAUGGGCUUCCUCAUGGCCACCAGGUACAUCGGCAUCCUCGACGCCAACGGCCGCAAGCUUCUCAACGGGCUAGUGUUUUCCCUACUACUUCCAUGCCUUAUAUUCACUCAGCUUGGACGAGCAAUUACAGUGCAGAAACUGUUAGACUGGUGGUACAUUCCUGUAAAUAUUGUUCUGGGGACGGUUUCUGGUUCUCUAGUAGGCCUUCUCGUCGCGUUGAUUGUACGGCCGCCACGCCCAUAUUUCAAGUUCACCGUUGUCCACAUCGCCAUAGGUAACAAUGGAAACAUGCCUCUCGUCCUGAUCGCCGCCCUCUGUCGAGACUCAUCGAACCCGUUUGGCGACCCUGAGAAAUGCAAGCAGGACGGCAACGCCUACGUCUCUUUUGGGCAAUGGGUCGGGGCGAUUAUCUUGUACAGCUACGUGUUUCAGAUGCUCGCGCCGCCGCCUGGUGAAACCUUCGAUGGAAGCAGAGUGGAGAAGCCCCCUCCCCCGGCUAUGGCUGCUGCACCUGAACAAAUUCCCCUGCUAACCCCGCGUGUAUCUGAACAAGCACCCAAGUGCUCAAAAGCACUAGCAAUUCUGCACAUCUUUGUUGAGAAAUUUAAGCUGAAGCGAGUGUUUCAACCUCCAGUGAUUGCCUCGGCAUUGGGGAUUUCCAUUGGAGCAACGCCAUCCCUGAAGCACUUCGUGCUCACUAACGACGCCCCGCUAUUCUUCCUUACUGAUGCUUGCAUCAUUCUUGGGGGGGCAAUGAUCCCAUGCAUCUUGCUCGCGCUCGGAGGCAAUCUCGUCGAUGGACCAGGUCCGGGCAGCAAGAAGCUGGGACUGAGGACUACGGCGGCGAUCAUCUUCGGGCGGCUGGUGUUGGUACCACCGGCGGGGAUGUGCGUGGUCGCCCUGGCGGACAGGCUGGGGUUCAUCCCCAGGGGCGACACCAUGUUCAAGUUCGUCCUCCUCCUGCAGCACUCCAUGCCCACCUCGGUGCUCUCCGGGGCCGUCGCUAAUCUGCGCGGGUGCGGGGAGGAGUCGGCGGCGGUGCUCUUCUGGAUGUACGUGUGCGCCGUCUUCUCUGUCGCCGGGUGGAUGGUGCUCUACAUCAGGACGCUCUUCUGAGGCCUCUAUCCCUCAGUGGUUCCGUUCCACUUCACUUCCACCAAGCAAAUGUUACUCUGUACUCCAUCCACUCAGACCGAUACGCUGCUGUUGCCUAUUGCAGUUCACACGCGCCGACGAUGGUGAUGCUAGUACUAAGUAGCUGAGACACUGACAGUGACCUGCCGGCCGCGGACAAAGUUUGCUGUCAACGCUCUCGAUUCGUGCGUCCAGGACGUGUGUCUCACAAGACUCGCUGCCCCGGCCGGGAAAGGCUCGGCUCCUUCCUUUUGAUUUGUGUGGCGGGGACGAGAGACUGCAGGAUACUGCCGCCGCUGGAAAUGCAUUGCAGCUUCACAUAAACGACAGAAAAGGAAUAUGAACCAAGCAUUCGGUCUACACUAGAGUUAUUGGAUCAGUAAUCAGUAAAAGCUAGUAGUAGUA
Hordeum vulgare subsp. vulgare (domesticated barley) is the source of this 1653-nucleotide messenger RNA. Its product is annotated as protein PIN-LIKES 6-like. Gene Ontology annotation, biological process: endoplasmic reticulum to cytosol auxin transport. The transcript has 10 exons. Gene Ontology annotation, cellular component: membrane. Bases 1 to 1230 code for a protein of 409 amino acids. NCBI's taxonomy places the organism in Eukaryota, Viridiplantae, Streptophyta, Magnoliopsida, Poales, Poaceae. The record is from RefSeq and is a predicted model, not a curated record.